Messenger RNA from Clonostachys rhizophaga, 966 nucleotides. Lineage: Eukaryota; Fungi; Ascomycota; Sordariomycetes; Hypocreales; Bionectriaceae. The record is from the annotation of a GenBank genome assembly.
AUGCCAUCGACCUAUAAGAAGGACAAACCGUGGGAUACGGACGAUAUCGACAAGUGGAAGAUCGAUGUUUUCAAGGCCGAGGACAACGUUGGGGGGUCAUUUGUUGAGGAGUCGUCGUUCGCUACUCUCUUCCCCAAAUACCGCGAAGUCUACCUGAAGGAGGCCUGGCCUCUAGUAACAAAGGCAUUGGAGAAGCAUGGCAUCGCAUGCACCCUCGAUCUCGUAGAGGGUUCCAUGACCGUCAAGACUACCCGAAAAACAUAUGACCCUGCUGCUAUUCUUAAUGCCCGCGACCUGAUCAAACUGCUUGCGCGCAGUGUCCCGGCCCCGCAAGCCCUGAAAAUCCUCGAGGAUGGUGUUGCCUGCGAUGUCAUCAAGAUCCGCAACCUUGUCAACAACAAGGACCGCUUCGUCAAGCGACGUCAAAGAAUUCUGGGCCCUAAUGGGUCUACUCUCAAGGCUCUUGAGCUUCUCACCCAGACCUACAUCCUCGUCCACGGCAACACAGUAUCGGCAAUGGGCCCGUACAAGGGCCUCAAGGAAGUGCGCAGGGUAGUGGAGGACUGCAUGGCCAACAUCCACCCGAUCUAUUACAUCAAGGAGCUUAUGAUUAAGAGGGAGCUUGCAAAGGACCCUGAGCUCGCCAACGAGAGCUGGGACCGUUUCUUGCCCAACUUCAAGAAGAAGUCACUGAGCCACAGACGUGUGCCUCACAAGGUUACCGACAAGGCCAAGAAGACAUACACGCCGUUCCCACCUGCUCCUGAGAAGAGCAAGGUUGACAUGCAGAUCGAGUCUGGCGAGUAUUUCUUGAGCAAGGGUGCCAAGGAAAGAGCAGUUCAGGAAGACCGCAAAGAGAAGCAGAAGGAGAAGAAGAAGGACAGGGCAAAGGAGCGAGAGGCUGAAUUUGUUCCACCAGAGGAAGGUGACCGUCCCAAGAAGAAGCGGAAGAAGUCUUCCGAAUAA